CAAAUAGCCCUGGGGUUAGGAGGCAGCGAGGGUUUCUUUUCAACCCUGGUUUUGAUAGAACAAGAAGCAUCAGAGUUCGACAGAGCGAAGAAGACGACGAAGCCGAGAUGCCUUGCUUGAACAUUUCGACCAACGCCAACCUCGACGGCGUCGACACCUCCGCCAUUCUCUCCGAGGCCACCUCCAGCGUCGCCAAGCUCAUCGGCAAGCCCGAGGCUUAUGUGAUGAUCGUGUUGAAGGGGUCAGUCCCCAUUGCUUUUGGUGGGACUGAGCAGCCUGCUGCCUAUGGCGAGUUGGUGUCAAUUGGCGGUCUGAACUCCGACGUGAACAAGAAGCUGAGCGCCGCAAUCGCUUCGAUCCUGGAAACCAAGCUGUCCAUCCCCAAGUCGCGGUUCUUCCUGAAAUUUUAUGAUGCCAAGGCCAAUCAAAGCCAAGAAUAUGCACAGUGUUUGCAUGCUUUACACCAGCACUAGGUCAUGGUUCCUUCUUUGGAUGGAAUGGAACAACCUUCUGAGCUGCUGGUCGCUUUCUGCUUCAACGUUUUCCAUGUAUUUCGGCCCUAAACUCUACUUCUAGGCCUGUUACAACUGUCUUCUUUUGGGUAACUCUGCAACUAUCUCCCCAUGUGCAUCUUGCCAGGGAAUAUGGAAUAUCCUGAACUUUCAUUAUAUGCCGUCCUGUGGCUGUGAAGCAUUUCUGUAUGUUACGGCCGGUUUGUCAGGUGGAAAUAUAUGCUUUGCGCAGUA
Messenger RNA from Rhodamnia argentea, 746 nucleotides. Its product is annotated as macrophage migration inhibitory factor homolog. The record is from RefSeq and is a predicted model, not a curated record. The transcript has 4 exons. Gene Ontology annotation, molecular function: phenylpyruvate tautomerase activity. The coding region runs from base 108 to 473 and encodes 121 amino acids. Lineage: Eukaryota; Viridiplantae; Streptophyta; Magnoliopsida; Myrtales; Myrtaceae.